AUGGAGUGGCCUGCAAAUCUUCCCAUUUCCCUUAGCCUUUUUCCAUUAGCAGUCCUAUUCCUCCUACUACUCCUCCGAGCAAAGUCCAGCAAAAAACGGUAUCCUCCGGGGCCAUCAGGAUGGCCAAUAUUCGGGAACUUGUUCGAUCUUGGUUCAAUGCCGCACCGUACGCUAACAGACAUGAGACAGAAGUAUGGUCAUAUUAUUUGGCUAAGACUCGGUUCCAUGAACACCAUGGUAAUUCUAUCAGCUAAGGCUGCUACUGAAUUCUUCAAGAACCAUGACCUAUCAUUUGCUGAUCGCACCAUAACGGAAACGAUGCGUGCCCAUGACUACAAUCAAGGCUCCCUGGCCCUUGCACCUUAUGGUUCGUAUUGGCGAGUGCUCAGGCGGUUGGUCACUGUAGACAUGAUAGUACUCAAACGCAUCAAUGAAACAACUUAUGUACGUAGAAAAUGUGUUGAUGAUAUGCUGCAAUGGAUUGAAGAGGAGUCGUGUAGAGUUGGGCAGGCAACUGGAGUUCAUGUUGCACGGUUUGUGUUCUUGAUGACAUUUAAUUUGUUAGGAAAUCUCAUGCUUUCACGUGAUUUAUUUGAUCCAGAAUCAAAGGUGGGAUCUGAAUUUUUUGAGGCGAUGCUGGGGCUAAUGGAGUGGUCAGGGCAUGCUAAUUUGGCGGACUUUUUUCCAUGGUUGAGGUGGCUAGAUCUUCAAGGAUUGAGGAAAAAUAUGGAGAGGGAUCUUGGGAAGGCCAUGGAGAUUGCUUCCAGGUUUGUGAAGGAGAAGGUGGAAGAGAAGAAAGUGGCAAGUGAUUCGAGGAAAGAUUUCUUAGAUGUUUUGCUUGAGUUUAAAGGUACUGGAAAAGAUGAACCGGCCGAACUUUCAGACCGGGAACUCAACAUUUUUAUACUGGAAAUAUUUUUGGCCGGUUCAGAAACCACAAGCAGUACUAUUGAAUGGGCAUUGACGGAGCUCUUAUGCAACCCAGAGUCCAUGAUCAAGGUGAAAGCUGAGCUUGCUCAGCGUGCCUCCUAG
Dovyalis caffra is the source of this 1032-nucleotide messenger RNA. The record is from the annotation of a GenBank genome assembly. NCBI's taxonomy places the organism in Eukaryota, Viridiplantae, Streptophyta, Magnoliopsida, Malpighiales, Salicaceae.